Messenger RNA from Gastrolobium bilobum, 1294 nucleotides. RefSeq lists its product as uncharacterized. The record is from RefSeq and is a predicted model, not a curated record. Lineage: Eukaryota; Viridiplantae; Streptophyta; Magnoliopsida; Fabales; Fabaceae. Gene Ontology annotation, molecular function: oxidoreductase activity. The coding region runs from base 146 to 1123 and encodes 325 amino acids. The transcript is spliced from 6 exons.
UUCGUUACAGAGUCUUAUGAAUAAUUGAGAGCAUGUACUAGUUGUACUACUACACUAGCGGUUCUUGUAGUUGUGUUCUUCUCAAUUAUUUCUCAGAGUGAGAGUGUGUGAGAGAGAGAGAGAGAAGCAGAACCGAAAUAGAAAAAUGAAGGCUAUAGUGAUAACUAGUCCGGGUGAUCCUGAAGUGCUGCAGCUACAAAACGUGGAGGACCCCAAAAUCAGAGACGACGAAGUCCUCAUCAGAGUCCAUGCUACUGCACUUAACGGAGCUGAUAUGCAGCAGAGGAAAGGCUCAUACCCUCCCCCUAAAGAUGCAAGUCCAUACCUUGGUCUUGAGUGUUCCGGAGCUAUCGAAUCCGUUGGUAAAAACGUUUCCAGGUGGAAAAUCGGCGAUCAGGUAUGUGCUAUUCUCAGUGGAGGAGGAUAUGCUGAGAAAGUUGCUGUUCCUGCUGGACAAGUUCUUCCGGUUCCAUCCGGGAUUUCUCUGAAGGAUGCAACUAGUUUUCCUGAGGUGGCAUGCACCGUGUGGUCAACUGUUUUUAUGACGAGCCGGCUAUCUCAAGGAGAAACCUUGUUGAUUCACGGAGGUUCCAGUGGAAUUGGUACAUUUGCAAUUCAGAUAGCUAAAUACCGAGGAGCAAGAGUAUUUGUUACUGCAGGUAGUGAGGAGAAACUAGCUUUUUGCAAGGGUAUCGGGGCUGAUGUGGGCAUAAAUUACAAGACAGAGGACUUUGUUGCAAGGGUCAAGGAAGAAACUGGUGGUCAAGGUGUUGAUGUUAUUCUUGAUUGUAUGGGAGCAUCCUACUAUCAAAGAAAUCUUGAUAGCUUGAAUUUGGAUGGUAGGCUUUUCAUUAUCGGCUUUCAAGGGGGGAUUUCUACAGAAGUAGAUCUCCGCACUUUAUUUGCCAAGCGUCUUACUGUACAAGGAGCUGGCUUGCGUAAUAGAAGUCCUGAAAAUAAAGCAGUUAUAAUUAGUGAAGUGGAGAAGAAUGUGUGGCCUGCAAUUGCGGAAGGAAAGGUUAAGCCUGUUAUCAACAAAUCUUUCCCUCUUUCUGAAGCAGCGGAGGCUCAUCGGCUUAUGGAAAGCAGCCAGCAUAUUGGGAAGAUAUUGCUUGUGCCCUAAACACCAUCAUGACAUACUUUGAAUCAUUUGUGUUCGGACUUCUUUCUGUAAUUUGAACUGAGGAUUCUAAUAAACUAAUGGUGUAAAAUUACAGCUAAAUAUGUCAUUAUUUGGGUGCAAGGCAUCCAAAAUUUCUUUCUUUUCUUUUGGUUUGACAGAGUUAUUUGUCUA